Messenger RNA from Myripristis murdjan (pinecone soldierfish), 5554 nucleotides. RefSeq names its product pappalysin 2 (gene pappa2). The transcript is spliced from 27 exons. The record is from RefSeq and is a predicted model, not a curated record. NCBI's taxonomy places the organism in Eukaryota, Metazoa, Chordata, Actinopteri, Holocentriformes, Holocentridae. Gene Ontology annotation, biological process: proteolysis; cell surface receptor signaling pathway. Bases 1 to 5454 code for a protein of 1817 amino acids. Gene Ontology annotation, molecular function: metalloendopeptidase activity.
AUGUUGUUGAUCAGACUACUGGCUAUCGUCCUCGUCCUCAUCAAUAACAGGUGGCUGCUAAACCCGGUUCGCUCCGAUGCCCUUCGCCGGCACAAACGCGCCAUGGUCCGGCGGGCAGACAGUGAGCUUUCCCGGCUAGCAGGUGAACCCUGCACCGGCUCCGGUAGCUGGAUGUCCCGGCGGCAGCCCCGUUCCCUCUCCUCGUCCCAACACCGCCCUCCAGCGGCCCUUCCGCGGACGCACACCAGCCGGAGAGUGCCGUACAGUAUUACGAGCACUCCCGCGGUUUGUCCGGGAGGGUGCAGGUCUGACACCGGGGUGCACCGGGUCGCUCACUGGGGGGAGGAGAUGGGAGGCUGGGGCGACCCAGAGGAUUUGGCGCUGACAGGGGAGGAUGGAUAUGAUGCGUUUCCAAGAGGUCCCUAUGAGACACACUCCACAAAUGACAGGAGAGACUCAAAGUAUGUUAGUGCAGAGUCCACGCAACGACCCGGGACGUCCUCCCUCAAAGACCCCGGGCAGAGGGCGUCUUCAGCGGGACUCACGCAGCCCCUCAGCGGCUCCCACUCCAGAUUUGUCCGCAGUCUCGGCGGGGCGGCUCGGGACGCGCUAGAGCGCAACACCAGCUGGAAGGGAGUUUUCCCCGACACCUCGGUCGCCUCCCGGGGGCUCCAGGUCCUCUACACGCUGCGGCAGGAGGACCGAGACCACCAGUCCUCGGCUGAGACCUUGGACGAUGGAUCUGAGGACUACUCUGGUGAGGUUGACGAGGGGGAUCAGCAAGCCAGCCUGGCCGCCGGCAGCAACUCUGUUUGGGGGAGCCGAGUGCCCAAGGUGCCCCCCUCCUGGAUGUCGGUCCUGUACUUCAGCGGGCGCCGGGAGCAGCUGAAAGUGAAGCCGACUGCAGGGGUGGAGCUGCCGAGGGCCAAGUUCAGCCUGGAGCUGUGGGUGAAGCCGGAAGGAGGGCAGAGCAACCCGGCAAUCAUAGCAGGUGUAUUUGACAACUGUUCCCAUUCCUUGAGUGAGAAGGGCUGGUCGGUAGGCAUUCGCACUGUGGAACCCGCAAGUGCCAGGGAUGCACGGUUCUUCUUCACACUGCGUACAGACCGAGCUGUGAAAUCCACCACUGUCUACAGCCACCAGCGGUACCAAGCCAAUGCCUGGACUCACCUGAUGGCCACUUACAACGGCCACAACAUGACCCUGUAUGUUGAUGGAGCUAAGGUGGGAGAGAGCAGUCUCCAGUCAGGGAAUCUCUACAGCCCCUUCAUGAGGACAUGCAGAACCCUCUUCCUUGGUGGUAACCAGUCAGAACAGGGACACAGCUUCCGGGGCCAUGUAGGCGGUGUGGUCUUGUGGGACCAUGCUCGAUUUCAUGAAGACCUGCUGAAGGCGCCGCUGCAAAUCGACAAGAAAGAGCCGGUGCUGGCGCUGUGGGCUGACUUCACUGAUGUAGAAGAGCUGUGGACUCCACAUAAAGCUGGCCUCCAUCCCACCAUUAUCACCAUGCCUGCUCCUGAACAAGAGCUUGUCUCCCCGUUCCUGCCGCCACCAUGUGGCCUGACACCCUGCGACAACACAGACAUCAUCCACGGCUACAAUCACCACUGGCAGCUCCGCGCCCCCAAGCAAGUCCGCUACAGGAUCGUGAACCUGUCCAAUGACGACGGGGAAGAUCCCACUGUGUCACAAGCCCAGAUCAAGGUCCAGCACCAGGCUCUGAUAGAGGCCUUCCGCCCUUACAACAUCACCCUGGAACUCAGCGUGCACACUGUCAACAACUCCUCCCUCCGACAGCGGUUUAUUCUCAGCAACUGCCGGAUUGGGAAGAUUGGCAACCGACAGUGUGACCCUGAGUGUGACCAUCCCAGGACGGGCCACGAUGGAGGUGACUGUCUCCGACUUGGGCCCUGCUAUAACUGGAAGAGACAGGAUGGGGUGUGUAACAUGGAGUGUAACAGUAUACACUACGACUACGAUGAUGGAGACUGCUGCGAUCCCGAUGUCACCGACGUCCUAAAGACCUGCUUUGAUCCUGAGUCACCUGACAGGGCCUACAUGAGCGUGAAGGAGCUGAAAGAGGAGUUGCGUCUGAGCGGCACUGACACGCUUAAUGUUUUCUUUGCCAAUAACUCGGUGCGUGAGGAGCUGGCAGGCGCUGCAACCUGGCCGUGGGCAAAGGAAGCUCUUAGCCACCAAGGCGGGAUGGUGCUGAACCCCUCUUACUUUGGUACGGCCGGUCACAACAACACCAUGAUCCAUGAGAUGGGCCACAUCUUUGGACUGUACCAUGUUUUCAAGGGGGUGAGCGAGCGUGACUCGUGUGAUGACCCGUGUCAGGAGACCACCCCGUCCAUGGAGACAGGUGAUUUGUGUGCCGACACCGCCCCGACACCCAAGUCCAAAGUCUGCCACGACCCUGGAACCGUCAACGACACGUGUGGAGUGACCAUGUACCAGGACACGCCUUACAACAACUAUAUGAGCUAUACAGAUGACAACUGCACCAACCAUUUCACACCCAACCAAGUGGCGCGGAUGCACUGUUACGUUGACCUGGUCUACCAGAACUGGCUGACGGACAGCCAACCUGCUCCCAUCCCUCUGGCUCCCAUAGUGACCAGUCAGAGCUCAGAUUCUGUCUCCAUCUAUUGGCUGCCACCUGUAAGGGGACCGCUUCACCCAAGCUCCACGCUCAACGUAUCAGGUGUGAACUGCCGGGAUUGUGAGAAGGACGGGGUUUUCCACCAGUAUGCCCACGAGGCCACCUCACCUCGCAUUUGUGACACAUCAGGCUACUGGACACCUGAAGAGGCCAUUGGCCCCCCUGAUGUGGAACAGCCCUGUGAGCCCAGUCUCCAGGCGUGGAGUCCUGAGCUCAGCCUGUAUGACACCAACGUGACGUCGCCGUGCCCCGACACAGAGGGCUGCACCCUCACCCUGAAGUUCCUCCACCCUGUCGUUCCACACGCGCUCACCCUUUGGGUCACCUACAUCUCCACUGACAACCCAGUCAUAGCCAACAUAGAGCUGAUAAUGGAGAAGGGCGGGAUCAUUAAUCUCGGACCGCAGCACAUCUUCUGCGACAUGCCCCUCACGCUGCGCCCCGACACCCACAAUGCCGCCGUCUCUGCCAUCAAACUGUGCACCUUUGAUGAGAAGAUGGAGAUCGAUGCCGCCAUGCUGUCUUCAGGCCCUGGCAGCCCUCUGUGCUCCGGCUGCCAACCGCUGCUUUACCAGAUUCACCGGAAACCACCCUUCACCAGCAAAUCCAAACGAGAAGUGUCUCUGCCACCCCAGACCCAGCUGACAUUCACCGACAGCUCUGUAAAGAAAGGGGUCCAGUACCAGUACCUGAUCCAGGUGGAAGCAGACGGUCUCCUCAGCAAUCUCUCCCCCCCUCUCCUCUACACCCAUGGACAAGCCUACUGCGGAGACGGCCUCAUACAGGGGACAGAAGAGUGUGAUGACAGUAAUCUGCUGGACGGCGAUGGCUGCUCGAAGAAAUGCCAUAAGGAGACAGGCUUCAACUGUAAUGGUGAGCCCAGUCAGUGUUAUGUGUUUGACGGUGAUGGUGUGUGUGAGGAGUUUGAGCGGGGCUCCAGCGUUCAGGACUGUGGUUACUUCACGCCGCUGGGCUACACAGACCAGUGGGCGUCGACUGCCAGGGCCUCCCACCAGGACGCCAGCCGAUGCCCCGCACACGCCGCCACCGGGGAGCCGUCUCUCGCCAAGUUGUGCAGGUCCCAGCACCUGGAGGUGAGUGAGAGGCCCCCCGCUGAUGCCUGGUUCCCCUGUACAGCCGAGUCCAACACAUAUAAUGACCUGGAACAUUCAGUUUGGCUCAAGGUGGGAUUUGUCCAUGCUGGAGUGGCAGCCUCGGUGAUAGUGUAUCUGGCUUCAGAUGGGUCAUGGUCUGGGGAGCAGUGUAAGAGGACAGCCACCAUCCUCCUAUCUGACACUACUGGCAAGAAUCACUCACUAGGCACACAUGACCUUUCGUGCCAGCGGAAUCCAUUGGUGGUUAACGUGACCCACGACCUCUCACGACCCUUCUUCCUCACCUCCUCCAUCAUCCUCCUCUUCUCCUCCCCACAUGUGGCGGUGGGAGGCGUGGCUUUGAGGACCUCCUGCCACUUCAGCGCCUUCGCCCUGACCGGCUGUUUGCGGCAGCCGUGUCAGAUGGACAGCUGCGCUCCUCCCCAACUAGAACAUGCGUCUAUCAGGUGUACCGGUGGAGGGGAGGCCUCUCGCUGCUCUGUUCAGUGUCACCGUGGUUUCAGUCUGACCGUCCUCAGUGGCAGGAGAUAUCCUACAUACCAGAAAGAGACAGAACUGGAGUGUGUCCAUGGUUCAUGGGAUCGUGUGGUUAGCUGUCAGCCUGUAGACUGUGGCCUGCCUGAUCAGUCUCAUGUCUACCACGCCAUAUUCAGCUGCCCGUGGGGUACCACCUUUGGCAAGCAGUGCUCCUUUACCUGUGGAUCACCAGCCAUACUACAGGGUGACAGUGACAGGUUGGUGUGUCUCGAGGAUGGUCUGUGGUCUUUUCCCGAGGCCUACUGCAAGAUAGAGUGCCCUGAAGCGCCAGGCAUACCCAAUGCAAAGCUGCUGACAGCUGACUGCCUUGCCAUGGGCCAUGAUAUUGGCACUGUGUGUCGCUACAAAUGCAACCCAGGCUACUAUGUAAAGGGCAGCCUCAACAAGAAGACAAGGAAAAAGUACUUAAAGGUGGAGUGCCUGGGGGGAGGUCAGUGGGAGGAGACCGGCUGUGAGCCUGUAUCCUGCCCAGCCCUUCCUGACGUAUUCCAGGGCAUGUAUACCUGCACCAAUGGCUUGGACUACGAUACCCUCUGCACCCUGCAGUGCCCCAAUGCAACAGAGAAUAAAACAAUCCGCUGCACUAAGGAUGGUGCGUGGACGGACAAGUUCACCAUGUGCCCCAGGCUCAAGGGAUCCUGCUCUGCCCCUCCUCACCUCAACUCAGUGGAGUACAACUGUGACCAGGACAUGGCUGUUGGUGCUGUUUGCUACCCAACAUGCAUUGUAGCUCUGGACAUGGAUCUGCGUGACCCGGUGGCUCUGCCCAAUGGCACCACAGCUGACUCUGUUGAGCACUGGAUGCUGCCCACCAAAGUCCAGAGCAUAGUGUGCACAGGGAUGAUGAGGUGGCACCCCGACCCGCAACACAUCCACUGCAUCCAGUCAUGUGAGCCGUUUGGAGGGGAUGGCUGGUGUGACACUAUCAACAACCGGGCCUACUGCCAGUAUGAUGGAGGAGACUGCUGCCCGUCCACACUUUCCACCAGAAAGGUCAUCCAGUUUGGGGCAGACUGCAAUCAGGAUGAGUGCACUUGCCGCGAUCCGAAUGCCGAGGAGAAUAAGAGCAAAGCCAAGCACUCAGGAGCAGGAGCAGGAGGAGGAGGAGGAGGAAGAGGAGCAGGAGGAAUUCAGUGAGCUGAAGGGGCUUAAACUUGUGUUUAAGAGUGUUGAACCACAGACUACACAAGCUGGAUUUACAUUGCAACUGACCAAAAAAAAAAAAAAAAAAAAAAAA